Vicia villosa (hairy vetch) is the source of this 498-nucleotide messenger RNA. Its product is annotated as protein DCL, chloroplastic-like. The record is from RefSeq and is a predicted model, not a curated record. Gene Ontology annotation, biological process: chloroplast organization; chloroplast rRNA processing. Gene Ontology annotation, cellular component: chloroplast. Lineage: Eukaryota; Viridiplantae; Streptophyta; Magnoliopsida; Fabales; Fabaceae. The transcript has 4 exons. Bases 1 to 498 code for a protein of 165 amino acids.
AUGUCAUUGAACCGGCUGUUUCAUUCUGCUUUCCCUUCCCUCAAAGUUGUUGUUGCUUCUUCCGAUGCUGCUGACAAUCUGCUUGAGAAGUCUGUUAUUUCUCCAGGGAAAGGAAUUGGUGAGGAACAUUGCUAUGAACAAGUGCAAGAUGAUAAUACUGAAGAAGAAGAAGAUAAGUGGCUUGAUUUGGAAUAUCAGAUUUUAGAAAAUGUCGUUCCUUUGGUUGAGUUUGUUAAAAUGAUUCUUCAUUCUGGACUAUAUGAAUAUGGCGAUAGACUGAAUCCAGAGCAUGAGAAAAUAAUUCUUGAGAAGCUGAUACCGUUUCACCCAGAUUCUGAUAAAAAGAUUGGAUGUGGAGUAGAUUAUAUAACGAUUGGAUGUCAUCCUGAUUUUAAUGAUUCUAGGUGCAUGUUCAUAGUGCGAAAAGAUGGCAAGAUGGUUGAUUUUUCAUAUUGGAAAUGCAUAAAGGGUUUGAUCAGGAAGAAGAACUAUCCAUAA